GAGUGAAAGAGAGAGAGACAGAGAGAGUGAAAGAGAGUGAGAGUAAUUCUGGUAAAGGCUAUAAAUUCUGUGAUAUAAAGUCUUCAUAGGGAUCAGUCAGACCUCUACAACCUACAGAUACACCACUCUAGACACAACCUACAGGAAACUAACACAAGACUAACAAGGCAACAUUAGAUAACGUUGAUAUUCUGUGACUUUCUUGAUGCAGCGGUCUAAGACACUGCAUCUCAGUGCAAGAGGCGUCGCUACAGUCCUUGGUUUGAAUCCAGGCUGUAUUACAUCUGGCCGUGAUUGGGAGUCCCAUAGGGCGGCGAUCAAUUGACCCAGCAUCGUUCGGGUUUGCCCGGGGCGGUGUGGGUUUCUGGGUAAGAUGAUGAUGUCAGUGAAAGCCAGUGUGUUCUUGCUGGUGCUCUACUUUACCUCACCGAUUUCAGGAUUAGAGGUGAAGUCAGAUCCAGAAGUCAGUGGAGGGUUUGUCCAUACAGAGCUGGAGAAGACAGUGUCUCUGACCUGUCUGUCUGAGCCCCAGGAGGCAGAGCUGGUGUGGCUGAGGAACGGUCAGCUGAUCAGCAUUGCAGAGGGCAACACCUGGGGCAGCAGCAGGCUCUGUGUCACGCCCGUAACCCACGUUGACCACGCCGCCAUCUUUACCUGCCAGAUGAAGAACAAUGCCAGCGUCAACGCCUCAGUCCAGCUGGAGGUCACCUACGCCCCGUUGCACUCUGGGAAGGAGGAGGUGUCGGUGGAGCAGACUAGAGAGCUGGAAUUGUCAUGUGACGUCUUUGCCAACCCCCCCGUCUUGGUGUUAUGGCAACAGCACGGAGACCCCAUCGACCUAUCAGAGGGCGGCUUCCUACUGACCAAUGACGGCUGUACGUCUCGUCUGAAGGUGGGCCGGGUGGACAGGGCGGUACACCAAGGUCCCUACAGCUGUGUGACGUCAUCGCCCGUUUACCCAAAUCGCACCAAAUCUUUUGAAGUCACCGUCACAGACAAGACCCUUCAGUUCCAGACAGACCUGAUCUUUCCCAUGAUAGCAGGCCUGGUGGUGAUAGGCUGUACCACAUUGCUCGCCAUCAUCUCUCGCUGGAGGUGGAUCACACAGUGCUGCAAGUAGGAGGAUCUGAGCCCGCCACACCUCCGACCACAGCCAAUAAGAUCAGAGAAUAUGACCAUGAAUCCACUCCAUUGGACAGAGGGAAACCAUGAGGUGUUCUAUACUGAUGAAUAGCUGUUGGGAUGUACUGUAUGACUGAUUUCAUUGAUAUAAUCAACUGUUGUGACAUGAAAAUAUUGUAUUUCUACUUCAAAUUAAAGAGAAACUCAUUCAUAUAUUUA
Oncorhynchus mykiss (rainbow trout) is the source of this 1341-nucleotide messenger RNA. The record is from RefSeq and is a predicted model, not a curated record. NCBI's taxonomy places the organism in Eukaryota, Metazoa, Chordata, Actinopteri, Salmoniformes, Salmonidae.